AUGUUGGAUCAACCUCCAAAAAAGAAACAACUUUUGGCAACAACUUCAUGUACAUAUAUAACAGAAUUUUAUUUAAAUACCGAGAAUGAUGAUGAAGAUCAUGUUGAUCAACAUGGAUCCUCAAAAGCUGCAUCACAUAUGAUCGAAAUUGAUUUAUACUUGAAGCACGGUUUAGAUAAAGCGACAAUAUCAGCAGAAUCUGGCCAAGAAAACGAAGAAUUUAAUCCUCUAUCAUUUUGGAAGAAUAAACAUGGCUCUUAUCCUAUUUUGGCAAAGGUUGCUGCUCUUGUUUUAGGUGUAUCAGCUACAAGCGCAGCGGUGGAACGCGAAUUCAGUUUCGCUGGUAACAUUAUUAGGCAAGAGCGUCCAAGAUUAUCGCGAGAUACAGUAAACGACAUUGUUUUUAAUCAUUCCUUCCUUAUGUACAAACAUAGAUUUAAUAAUAAUAAAUAA
Molecule: messenger RNA, 453 nt
Organism: Rotaria socialis
Lineage: Eukaryota; Metazoa; Rotifera; Eurotatoria; Philodinida; Philodinidae
Source: the annotation of a GenBank genome assembly